Molecule: messenger RNA, 2019 nt
Organism: Myiozetetes cayanensis
Lineage: Eukaryota; Metazoa; Chordata; Aves; Passeriformes; Tyrannidae
Gene: PIGT
Product: phosphatidylinositol glycan anchor biosynthesis class T
Exons: 12
Coding region: 1-1740 (579 amino acids)
Biological process (GO): attachment of GPI anchor to protein
Cellular component (GO): GPI-anchor transamidase complex
Source: RefSeq, a predicted model, not a curated record
AUGGCGGCGGUGCCGCUGCUGGUGCUGCUGCUGCUGGCGGUGUGUGCCGGCCCCGGGCGGGCGGGCGCGGCGCGGGAGCGGCGGGACGCGCUGCGGGAGGAGCUGCUGCUGAGCCCGCUGCCCACCGGGGACGUGGCCGCCACCUUCCAGUUCCGCACGCGCUGGGACGCGGACCUGCAGCGGGGCGCAGUCUCUCACUACAGGCUGUUCCCGAAGGCGCUGGGGCGGUUGGUGGCGGCGCUGGGCGUGCGGGAGCUGCACCUCGCCCUCACCCAGGGCUUCUGGCGCACGCGGUUCUGGGGGCAGCCCCCCCUGCAGGCACCCGCCGGCGCCGAGCUCUGGGUCUGGUUCCAGCCCACGGUCACCGAUGUUGACAAAGCCUGGAAAGAACUGAGCAACAUCCUCUCGGGAAUAUUCUGUGCUUCUCUCAACUUCAUUGACUCGACCAACACAGUUACUCCAACAGCAUCCUUCAAACCCCUGGGCCUGGCCAAUGGGACAGACCACCACCUGCUGCGAUACGCCGUGCUGCCCCGGGAAGUCGUCUGCACUGAGAACCUCACGCCUUGGAAGAAGCUGCUCCCCUGUGGCUCAAAGGCCGGGCUCGCUGUGCUACUGAAGGCCGAGCGCUUGUUCCACAGCAGCUACCACUCACAGGCAGUGCACAUCCGCCCCAUCUGCAGGGAUGCCUCCUGCCUGGCUGUGUCCUGGGAGCUCAGACAGACCCUCACUGUGGUCUUUGAUGUCUUUUCCAGUGGUCAAGGAAAGAAAGACUGGUCCCUCUUCAAGAUGUUCUCCCGCACACUGACUGACGCCUGUCCUCUGGCAUCGCAGAGCAAAGUCUAUGUUGACAUCUCCCCCAAGAACAAGGAAAAGGAGCUGCUGGAAGUGACCCCCCCUCCGACAUCCGUACACGAAGCUGUUGUCCAAGGAGACAAGAAAACCUACGCUGUCUAUGACCUGCUGAGCCCCUCGCUCUUCAACACAUCCCGCAGCCUCAACGUGCAGCUCAAGUGGAAGCGGCCCCAAGACAGCUCGGAGAUGCCCAUCCCCGUGCUCCAUGCCCAGCGGUACGUGGGUGGCUACGGCCUGCAGACCGGCGAGAUCUGCACCCUCAUCUACAACACCCACCCCUACCGGGCCUUCCCCGUCAUCCUGCUGGAGACUGUGCCCUGGUACCUGCGGCUCUACGUGCACACCCUCACUAUCAUCACCAAGGGCAAGGAGAACAAGCCAAGUUACAUCCACUACCAGCCAGCCCAGGACCGGAGGCGGCCUCACCUCUUGGAAAUGCUGAUCCAGCUGCCAGCCAACUCCGUCACCAAGAUCACAAUCCAGUUUGAGAGGGCCUUGCUGAAGUGGACAGAGUACCCACCUGACCCUAAUCAUGGCUUUUAUGUCAGUUCAUCCGUGCUCAGUGCCCUGGUGCCCAGUGUGAUUGCCAUGAAGGACGUGGAUGUGGAGCAGAGCCCUCUCUUCACCUCGCUGUUUCCUUCCGCCGAUGGCUCCAGCUAUUUCGUGCGCCUGUACACGGAGCCGCUGCUGGUGAACCUGCCGACCCCAGACUUCAGCAUGCCCUACAACGUCAUCUGCCUCACCUGCACCGUGGUGGCCGUGUGCUACGGCUCCUUCUACAACCUGCUGACCAGAACGUUCCACGUGGAGGAGCCGAGCCGGGGCGGGCUGGCCAAGCGGCUGGCCAACGUCAUCCGCAAGCUCAGGGGGGUGCCCCUGCUCUGAGAGCAACCAGGGCAGCCAGCACUGGCUGUGGGGGUCCCUGGGAGCACAGCACCAGUGCCACUUGUCCUGGCUGGAAGCAUCCUGCUCCGUUUUGCUGCCUGGAUCUCUCUGGGAUCCAACGAGGUGAGAGGGCGCGUCCAUCCUGAAGAUGGAAAAUGGCUCUAAGCCCAUUGACUACUGAACUGCACUGCUAUGGGAUUGGGAAAGGUACAAGACUUCUGUUUGGGAGAGGUGUAACGUGCUGGGAAUGAUGCUGGAAGUAAACUUGAGUGUUUUGUA